GACAUUCUCUGACUAGAAUAGCUAGCCUAGCUACCCAAGCUAGUACUGCUAGUACUAGGAUUAUCAACAAACGUAGCACUACAACACAUUGGAUGAUGGACGUAAAUUACCGCCUCAAUAAACUAAUAAGCUGUUAUUCACUAUCAGCAUUCAAAAUAGGCUGUAACGCGUUAACUAGCUAACUGUUUAUAUUAGCUAGUAUAUUAGCUCUAGACUACAUUAUUUAGCUCUCUACAUCAAUGUGACCAAUUUAGCAGCAGGAGCUAGCUAGCCAAUAUUGUUACACCACUACUAGUAAUACAGUAGUAUGCUAUAGAGUAGCCACAUUGGCAAAUGUACAAUGUCUGUGUGCACCUUUGCAUUUGAAGUUCUUACUGCUAAUAAGAGUAAUCCAUAAAAUAAUCAAAUGGCUGGUUUGUCUUCCCGUCGAUUGUCCAUGGGUAUUUGGACAGUAAGUGAACUGUUGGAAGUGGCCACUUUUGGCAACCGGUCAAGUAUAGGUGUGGGAUCAAGGGUACGAAUCUCAUUCGGAAUGAGACAACAAAGCAGAUAUGUGACAUCAUACGGUAUCCUAAUGACCCGGAUUCCCAGAGUUCUCUAUACUUUGGAGUGGAGGACACUUGCUAAUACAAGAAGCAGAACUUUUAUUAGUCUGACCAACAAAAGGAAACAGUACUCUGAACGGAGAAUAAUUGGCUACUCAAUGCAGGAGAUGUACAAUGUGGUAGCUAAUGUGGAUGAGUAUAAGCACUUUGUGCCAUGGUGUAAAAAAUCGGAGACAAUCAUGAAGAGGACCAGUCAUGCAAAAGCCCAGCUAGAAGUGGGUUUCCCCCCUAUGGUUGAGAGAUACACAUCCAUGAUCACCACUGUGCACCCUCACCUUGUUAAGGCUAUAUGUACAGAUGGCAAACUCUUCAACCACUUGGAGACUAUAUGGCGCUUCAGCCCGGGAAUACCAGGGUAUCCCAGAUCCUGCACUGUUGACUUCUCUAUCUCCUUUGAGUUUCGCUCGUUGCUUCACUCCCAGCUAGCUUCAGUGUUCUUUGAUGAAGUUGUCAAGAAAAUGGUGGCAGCCUUUGAGCAGCGAGCUGGCACAAAGUUUGGUCCAGAGACAAAAAUGCCAAGAGAACUCAUGUAACAUGAGGUGCUGUUACUGUGACCUGGAGAUGUCUGGGAUCCUACACAUAGCUCACAAGCCAAAUACAUAUUUUUCAGUUGUAAGGAUUAGGGUUGCAAAAUUUCAGGAAUUUUCAAAGUUGGAAAUUUUCCAGUAUAUCUAGUAUUCUCUUUCACUAAUAUCUAGAAACUCAAGACACUGUGGUCUCAAGAGAAUAAUUGUGAUUGACUUUUUCAGAUUUAUACAUCAAAAAUAACAUGUUUGCCACGCCAUUGUUUUAGGCAUUCAAUGAUUGUCAUGGAAUUGUCAAGAGAAUACAAGUACAUUCCAGACACUGCACAGAGUAAGUUAAUAAAAAAAAUAUUUCACUUAUUUUUUAUUUUCCUUUGUUCACUGUACACACCUUAAGUUUAGAUCUUUCAUCAAUUUUACAAUGAUCUGACAGAAGACCGAAUUCUACAGAACCAGAGAAACCUGAGGUAUGUUAGAACACGAUCAAAUUAAGGAAAGUUAAACAUCUGAACUACAUAUGUAAUCCUACAAAGGGGCAAAAUAUUUUUUAUACAUGUUGAAGAUCAACAAAAUGAAAGACAAGUGUGGUUGCCUUUUUAAAAUGUGAAUAAAACAAUUUGGGGAAGAAGUGUGGUGCCCAGCUGGAGUGUAUAGGAUAAGGUCUGCAGUCUCUGUAUUGAAACAGUAUUACAAAUACAUGAGGCUUUGCACUCC
This is a messenger RNA of Osmerus eperlanus (European smelt), 1843 nucleotides long. RefSeq names its product coenzyme Q-binding protein COQ10 homolog A, mitochondrial-like. Gene Ontology annotation, cellular component: mitochondrion. The transcript has 5 exons. The record is from RefSeq and is a predicted model, not a curated record. Gene Ontology annotation, molecular function: ubiquinone binding. The coding region runs from base 407 to 1138 and encodes 243 amino acids. Lineage: Eukaryota; Metazoa; Chordata; Actinopteri; Osmeriformes; Osmeridae. Gene Ontology annotation, biological process: ubiquinone biosynthetic process; cellular respiration.